Emys orbicularis (European pond turtle) is the source of this 2034-nucleotide messenger RNA. It is a transcript of the gene GPSM1, whose product is annotated as G protein signaling modulator 1. Gene Ontology annotation, biological process: establishment of mitotic spindle orientation. Lineage: Eukaryota; Metazoa; Chordata; Testudines; Emydidae. The record is from RefSeq and is a predicted model, not a curated record. Gene Ontology annotation, cellular component: cell cortex. The coding region runs from base 1 to 2034 and encodes 677 amino acids. Gene Ontology annotation, molecular function: G-protein alpha-subunit binding; GDP-dissociation inhibitor activity. The transcript is spliced from 14 exons.
AUGCCCUGGAUUAAGAUAGACAGGCUCCUCCAGCGCACUAAAUCCUUAUGGAAGUUCUGUCAUUCCUGUGUGUUGCCAGCUUCCCCUGCCCACAGACCGUACAGGCUAAGAAUGGAGGCCUCCUGCCUCGAACUAGCCCUCGAAGGAGAGCGACUGUGCAAAGCUGGGGACUUCAAGGCUGGAGCAGCCUUCUUCGAAGCAGCAGUACAGGUGGGGACAGAGGAUCUGAAGACUCUUAGCGCUAUCUACAGCCAGCUGGGCAAUGCCUACUUCUACCUAAAGGAAUAUUCCAAGGCCCUGGAAUACCAUAAGCAUGACCUCACUCUAGCCAGAACCAUUGGGGACCGUAUCGGAGAAGCCAAGGCCAGUGGCAACCUUGGGAAUACAUUGAAAAUACUUGGGCAGUUUGAUGAAGCCAUCGUUUGUUGCCAGAGACACUUGGAGAUUUCUCAGGAGCAGGGAGACAAGGUAGGUGAAGCUAGAGCGCUGUAUAACAUUGGCAAUGUUUACCAUGCAAAGGGAAAGCAGUUGUCUUGGAGCAUGGCCCAAGACCCAGGUUCCCUGCCUCCAGAAGUCAAGGAGACGCUGCAGAGAGCUUCGGAAUACUAUGAGAGGAAUCUGUCUCUGGUGAAGGAGCUUGGGGACAGAGCCGCUCAGGGCCGAGCCUAUGGGAACCUCGGCAACACCCAGUACUUGCUUGGCAACUUCAGCGAAGCCACGGCUUUCCACAAAGAGCGACUCGCCAUCGCCAAGGAGUUUGGGGACAAAGCAGCCGAGAGGAGAGCGUACAGCAACCUGGGCAACGCGCACAUCUUCCUCGGCAGGUUUGACAUCUCGGCGGAGUACUACAAGAAAACACUCCAACUCUCCAGACAACUGAAAGACCAAGCAGUAGAAGCUCAGGCUUGCUACAGCCUCGGAAACACUUACACGUUGCUCCAAGACUACGAGCGAGCCAUCGAGUACCAUCUAAAGCACCUGCUGAUAGCGCAGGAGCUGGGGGACAGAGUGGGAGAAGGAAGAGCCUGCUGGAGUCUAGGAAAUGCCUAUGUCUCUCUCAGGAACCAUGACCAAGCCCUGCGCUUUGCAAGGAAACAUCUUGAAAUCUCCCAAGAGAUCGGGGAUCGGAAUGGGGAGCUGACGGCUCGAAUGAACGUGGCCCAGCUGAAGUCAGCCCUUGGCGAUGAGAAUGGGGAUGCAACCCGUCAUUCCGCUGGCUACGAAGCGCAAGGAGCCAGGCCUAAGAGAAUCCAAAGGAACAGCAUGGACAGUUUAGACCUCUUGAAGUUCCCCUCCGAAAAGGAGCAGAAUGGGGAUAGCCACCACAUGGGAAACCUGAAGAUCACGGGAAAGGACUUCUUGUCUCUGCCUGUGAGAUCCAAGAAAUAUCAGGAGAACCAGUCCAGUUCAGAGAGGAAAUCCCAGGAUUCCAAUACGUCACCACUGGAUGCCAGUGAUGUCCGACUCCAGGUGUCUCAAUCGAAAAUCAGCCGGGCCCCUUCAGACGAGGAAUGCUUCUUUGACCUGCUGAGCAAGUUCCAGAGCAGUCGAAUGGAUGACCAGCGCUGCCCGCUAGAAGAAUCCCAAACAGAGGCUGCAGAGGCUGCUGCCACCUCCGUGCCUGCCCUGGAAGAAAGAAUAUCUCAGUCCUCGUUAAUAGCAUCUCCGCAGACAGAGGAGUUCUUUGAUCUCAUCGCCAGCUCCCAGAGCAGGCGGCUGGAUGACCAGCGUGCCAGCGUGGGCAGCCUGCCCGGCCUCCGCAUCACUCACAACAACCUGGGGCACCUGCGCAUGGAGGGGGAUGCCCAGGAGCCAGGGGACGAGUUCUUCAACAUGCUCAUGAAGUGCCAGUCAUCCCGGAUAGACGACCAGCGCUGCGCUCCGCCGGACGCCGUCCCCCGUGGCCCCACCAUGCCUGACGAGGACUUCUUCAGCCUCAUCCAGCGCGUCCAGGCCAAGCGUAUGGACGAGCAGAGGGUGGAUCUGGCUUCGGCCCAGGAGGAGCAGCAGCAGAGGAGACCCAGCUCCAGCUAA